AUGGAUAACCAACAAGUUCAUGUGCCUACAACAAAGUCUUCAAAGACGCGUAGGGUUUGGAGGAAAUCCGAAGAGGAUGCCCUUAUCAAAAUCAUGGUAACUGAAAUGUGUGACAAAUGGAAGGCGGAGAAUGGGUUCAAACCCGGGUUCUUCACCUUAGUUGAGAAAGAGAUGGAUAAGGUCAUGCCGGAGAGUAAAAUUAAGGCCUCCCCUCACAUUGACUCAAAAGUCAAAUAUUGGAGAAAAACAUAUGCCAAAUUGACCGACAUUCUAAAACUUAGUGGCUUCGGGUGGGACCAUGUCAACAAAAGAAUUGAAGUGGAUGAUGAGGUGUGGAAAAUCUACGAAGAGGCGUACCCUCAGAAAGCAAAAGAGGUUGGUGGAAAGCGUUUUCCUUACUUUGAAGAUUGGGAAUUCCUCUUCGGAAAGGAUAGGGCCAACGGGGAAGGAGCGGAGGUUCCUUCGGAAAUGGCUCGACCGCCACAAAAUGAAAAUGAUUCCCCAAAUGAACAAAUUGAGGAGAAUGAGGAUUGCUACUAUCCUUACUUCGGUGAAGAAUUUCAUCGCAACCCCAUAAGUGGAGUCACGGGGAUGUCGAAUGAAAUUCCUUUCGGAUCGACACCUCCACUCUCCACACCUCCGGCGUCCACACCUCCAUCCUCCACAACUCCAGUGUCCACGACUUCAAACUCGGCACGUCGUACGUCACUCCCGACAUCCACUCCCCGCACCUCCACUCCUCCGGCCAACUCCGGAACGCAAAGGGGGAAGAAGAGGACAAGAAUGGCUGAUAUGGGAUCCCUUGCUGCAAGCAUGGAGGUAUGGCUGGAAAAAAGUGAUAGCCAUAUGGAGAAAAUGACGGAUGCAAUGGGGUAUUCUAACAAAUUAUCCGCUCGCCGCACGCAAGUGCCUCUUGAGCUUGAAAAGCUUGACCUUACCAAUACCCAACGAUUUAGGUUAGGUGCAAUCAUAUGUGUGGCUGAAGAUCGGUUGGACCUAUUCUAUGGCAUCAAAGAUCAUCAAAAACAAGCGUGGGUUCAGGCCGUCCUAGAUGGUCUCAUCUUUGGUCCUGUGUAG
This is a messenger RNA of Rhododendron vialii, 1077 nucleotides long. RefSeq lists its product as uncharacterized. Lineage: Eukaryota; Viridiplantae; Streptophyta; Magnoliopsida; Ericales; Ericaceae. The coding region runs from base 1 to 1077 and encodes 358 amino acids. The transcript has 2 exons. The record is from RefSeq and is a predicted model, not a curated record.